GCCUAUAGUGAUCAAGACAGUGGAGAAUACUGGUGUGAGACUGACGGAGGAGUGAGAAGUAACAGUGUCAAAAUCACCAUAACUGCUGGUUCUGUGAUACUGGAUAUUCCUGUUCAUCCUGUGAAGGAGGGAGAUGAUGUGACUCUGCGCUGCAUGAAUAAGGAAAACUUAAACAACCUCCAAGCUGAUUUCUACAAAGAUGGAGUCCUCAUGCAGAGCAGUCCUGUAGCAGAGAUGACCAUUAACAAUGUUUCCAAAUCUAAUGAAGGACUCUACAGGUGCAACAUCUCUGGUGUUGGGACAUCGCCAGAUAGCUGGUUGGCUGUCGGAGCUCUUGAAAGGAACAAUCCUGUCCUCCAUCGUUCUUCCAUCCCUAUACUCUGGUGGAUUGCUCUCACCAUCUUACUGGUGUCCAUGGUGCUGCUGGUGGUGGGAUUUCUUUAUACUGGGAGACACAGAGAUGCAGUACAUAGAGUGGUGCUUUACUUUUCCUCAAAGACACAAAGAUCAGCAGCACGCUCAGCUGAGGACAAUAACAUAGACUCUGGAGAUGACACUGCAGAUGAUCAAAGCAGUCCAACGUAUGCAGUCGUGGUCAAAAAGCAGAGACAAAGCAAGGAAUCAAGAUCAUCCAGCUCCAACGUGACAUGGAAUCCCACAGAUCCACGUUUAACAGAACAGGAAGUUUAUUCAUUUAUCAAGACAGCAACAGCUACAGCAAGGCCAACAGCCAGUCCAGCAAAGCCACAAGCCAAAGCCAUCGGCAUACAAGAGGAAACAUCAAAGCUGGAUUGGCCGGAUUUAGCUGGACCUCUUUCCAAAGAAGAGGCGACAUCUAAAAGUGAGAAAGAGAAGAAACUAUUCAAUCGAUUCUGGCAGGAUUAA
Messenger RNA from Scomber scombrus (Atlantic mackerel), 885 nucleotides. RefSeq lists its product as uncharacterized. The record is from RefSeq and is a predicted model, not a curated record. The transcript is spliced from 7 exons. Bases 154 to 885 code for a protein of 243 amino acids. NCBI's taxonomy places the organism in Eukaryota, Metazoa, Chordata, Actinopteri, Scombriformes, Scombridae.